This is a messenger RNA of Lontra canadensis (Northern American river otter), 2443 nucleotides long. It is a transcript of the gene CLN3, whose product is annotated as CLN3 lysosomal/endosomal transmembrane protein, battenin. Gene Ontology annotation, cellular component: lysosome; membrane. Gene Ontology annotation, biological process: lysosomal lumen acidification; lysosome organization. Lineage: Eukaryota; Metazoa; Chordata; Mammalia; Carnivora; Mustelidae. The record is from RefSeq and is a predicted model, not a curated record. The transcript is spliced from 17 exons. The coding region runs from base 812 to 2185 and encodes 457 amino acids.
CAUUUCCUGCUCCCCCCAAGCCACAGCCACUCUGUGAGAGGAAGCUGGGGUUUGUGGUUCCUGUUUUGCCUAGGGACAAGGAGUGGGAGUGAAGAGGGGCUGGUAAGAGCUUUGGCUUCUCAUUUUAGGGUCAUUAAUGCUUCCUUAACGGGAAGAAGGGGCUGGAUUGGUGGCUCCAGUGCCCAUUCCCUCAUGUGUAGUCAUUCUUGUGAAACAAAACUUGGCUAAGCUUUGUAUUGUGGUUAUUUGUGUCUACCUUCCAUCCUCCUGUGAAUUCCUUAAAGGCAGAGGCCAUGUAUGACAUGUUGCUGAGUUUGUAGGGUCCCGCAUGGGUAGUAGGACCCCAUUUUUCACUGGUUGAGUAAUCUGGGAAGCAGACCAAAGGGGGCACAUUUCAAACAGUAGUUUGAGGACUCGGUGGUGAGAAAGAGCUGGUAGAGGUGAGCACCAGCUGGUGGAAGCCCAUAGAAGAGAUUAGCAGGGGAAGGACUCAAUGAAGAAGAUUCAGGAUGCUGCUUUACCACCUAGAGGAAGUUUUAAACCAGCGGUUCCAGGGUUCUCCGAGCCUCUCUCUGGCCCCCGCCCCGAGGCCAGGAAAGCCUGAAGCCGAGAGGGAGAGAGGACCCGGAAGUUAGGGGUGACCUCCAAGCACGUGAUGAGGGGGCCCGCGGGCGCUGUCACGUGACCCGCCUACCUGCGGUACCUCGGAGCCGAACUUGCAGCUGCUCUUAAAGACCCUCACCCGCCUGGUUGGAGCCAAUCCUGGACUCUCGCUGACUUUGAACCCUUCGCGGGACCUGAACUUGAUGCCAUGGGAGGCUGUGCGGGCUCGCGGAGGCGCCUUUUGGAUUCCGAGGGGGAGGAGACCGCCCCGGAACCUCGGUCCCCUCUGUUGGACCGUCAGGGCGCCCUUUGGAGGAACGUGAUGGGUUUCUGGCUCCUGGGCCUUUGUAACAACUUCUCUUACGUGGUGAUGCUCAGUGCUGCGCAUGACAUCCUUAGCCACCAGAGGGCAUCUGGGAACCAGAGCCAUGUGAACCCGGACCCACCCCUCACCCCCCACAAUAGCUCCUCUCGAUUUGACUGCAACUCCGUCUCCACGGCUGCAGUGCUCCUGGCAGAUAUCCUUCCCACCCUCGUCAUCAAAUUGCUGGCACCCCUUGGUCUGCACCUGCUGCCCUACAGCCCCCGGGUUCUCGUCAGUGGGAUUUGUGCUGCCGGAAGCUUCCUCCUGGUUGCCUUUUCUCAUUCAGUGGGGACCAGCCUGUGCGGUGUGGUCUUGGCUAGCAUCUCGUCCGGUCUGGGGGAGGUCACCUUCCUCUCGCUCACUGCCUUCUACCCCAGGGCUGUGAUCUCCUGGUGGUCCUCAGGCACUGGGGGAGCAGGGCUGCUGGGAGCACUGUCCUAUCUGGGCCUCACCCAGGCGGGCCUCUCUCCGCAGCACACCCUGCUGUCCAUGCUGGGUGUCCCUGCUUUGCUGCUGGCCAGCUAUUUCUGUUUGCUCACACCUCCUGAGCCCCAGGACCCUGGAGGGGAAGAGGAGGCAGAGACCUCCGCACGGCAGCCUCUGAUAGACAGCGAGGCUCCGGAGUCAAAGCCAGCACCCCUCUGCCGAGUCCAUGUGCCAGCCUCACCUGCCCUUCCCUCCCUCCCUGCAGACUCCAAGUCAAACCUCUCCCUUCUGGAAAGGUGGACCGUGUUCAAGGGCCUGCUGCCAUACAUCGUUCCCUUGGUGGUGGUUUACUUCGCGGAGUAUUUCAUCAAUCAGGGACUGUUUGAGCUCCUGUUCUUCCGGAACACGUCCCUGAGUCACGCUCAGCAGUAUCGCUGGUACCAGAUGCUCUACCAGGCCGGUGUCUUUGUUUCCCGCUCUUCUCUCCGCUGCUGUCGCAUCCGUUUCACAUGGGUCCUGGCCCUGCUGCAGUGCCUCAACCUGGCCUUCCUGUUGGUGGACGUGUGGUUGAGCUUCCUGCCCAGCAUUUACCUCGUCUUCCUGGUCGUUCUGUAUGAGGGGCUUCUCGGAGGUGCUGCCUACGUGAAUACCUUCCACCAGAUUGCCCUGGAGACGAGUGAUGAGCACCGGGAAUUUGCCAUGGCAGCUGCCUGUAUCUCUGACACUUUUGGAAUCUCCCUGUCGGGGCUCCUGGCCCUGCCCCUGCACGACUUCCUUUGUAACCUGUCUUGACACUGCGGCUUCUCAGGACAUGGGACACACUAAUCUGGGCCUGCACUGACAGGCGGGCGAGUCAGACCGCAGGCGCACAGCCCAGAACUCACCCAUGAGCCCUGCCCCAGGUUUGCCUGAGCAGCUGGGGUGCAGAGACACGCAGAGGUGCCGUUCUCCUUUGAGCGAGCCGGCAGUGUUCGCCGUCUCCCAGGCUGGCCUUGGGGACUUUCUUCGUGGUGUUACAUCCUCAGAAUAAAUGCCUAUUUUAUUAAUUGA